UGAGCUUCACAAAUGCUUAGAAAUAAUCUGUGUCCUCUCCUUGCAGGUUUGCGAUGUACCCAGCCUUCUGAAUCCUGCUUGAAUGGAGGAAAGUGUGAAACCUAUCAAAAUGGAACAGGGGUGUGCUUAUGCCCCAAUGACUUCGUUGGACAUCGGUGCCAGUUCCCAAACCUGUGCCUCAGCUCCCCCUGCAAGAAUGCCGGCACCUGUCGCCCUGUGGUGGACGGUAACACCGCCGAUUACACCUGUUCAUGCCACCUGGGCUUCACCGAUAAGCUGUGCCUGACACCCGUGGAGAACGCCUGCCUGAGCGGCCCCUGUCGCAAUGGAGGGAGCUGUGACCUUGUCACGUUGACUGAGUACAAAUGCCGCUGCCCUCCAGGCUGGUCAGGGAAGACGUGUCAGCAGGCUGACCCCUGUGCCUCCAACCCUUGUGCCAACGGCGGGCAGUGCGUGCCAUUUGAAUCCAGCUACGUGUGCAGGUGUCCGCAGGGCUUCCACGGGGCCACUUGCAAGGAGGACUUCAACGAGUGCAGCCGGACGCCCCCCGUCUGCAAGAACGGCGGGACCUGCAUCAACGAGAUUGGCUCCUAUCAGUGCCACUGCAGGCAGGCCUACACGGGCCCCAACUGCGAACACCUCUACGUGCCCUGCAACCCCUCGCCUUGCCAGAAUGGGGGCACCUGCCAGCAGACCGGAAACGUGGCCUACGAGUGCACCUGUCUUGCAGGCUUCGCAGGCCAGAACUGCGAAGAGAACCUAGACGAUUGUCCGGGACACAGCUGCAAGAACGGAGGGACCUGCGUGGACGGGGUGAACACCUACAACUGUCAGUGCCCUCCUGAAUGGACAGGCCAGUAUUGUGCUGAAGACGUGGAUGAAUGUCAGUUGAUUCCCAAUGCUUGCCAGAAUGGUGGCACCUGCCACAACACCCAUGGUGGCUACAACUGCGUCUGUGUCAAUGGUUGGACUGGCGAAGAUUGCAGCGAGAACAUUGAUGAUUGUGCCAGCGCGGCUUGCUUCAUGGGGGCCACUUGCCACGACCGGGUGGCCUCCUUCUAUUGCGAAUGCCCACACGGGCGGACAGGGUUGCUCUGCCACCUCAACGACGCCUGCAUCAGCAACCCUUGCAACGAAGGGUCCAACUGCGACACCAACCCGGUCACUGGGAGAGCCAUCUGCACCUGCCCGUCAGGGUACAUGGGGCCUGCCUGCAACCAGGACGUGGACGAAUGCUUGCUGGGUGCCAAUCCCUGCGAGCACGCUGGGAAGUGCAUCAACACAGAGGGCUCCUUCCAGUGCCAGUGUCAGACAGGCUACUCAGGCCCCCGGUGUGAGAUUGAUGUGAACGAGUGCUCCUCCAACCCGUGCCAGAAUGAUGCCACCUGCUUAGACCAGAUUGGGGUCUUCCAGUGCAUUUGCAUGCCAGGAUACGAGGGCGUUUACUGCGAAAUCAACACGGACGAGUGUGCCAGCAGCCCCUGCAUGCACGGGAACUGCGUGGACAAGAUCAACGAGUUUGCUUGUGUGUGCCCCAUGGGAUUUAAUGGUCACCAGUGUCAGUACGACAUUGACGAAUGUGCCAGCACGCCCUGCAAGAACGGAGCCAAAUGUGUGGAUGGACAAAACUCUUACACAUGUGAAUGCACUGAAGGCUUUUCCGGCACCCACUGCGAGACUGACAUCGACGAAUGUAACCCUGAUCCCUGCCACUAUGGCACGUGCCGGGAUGGCAUUGCCUCCUUUACCUGCCUCUGUCAGCCUGGGUACACCGGGCAUCUCUGUGACAUCAACAUCAACGAGUGCCAAAGCCAGCCCUGCAAGAAUGGGGGCACCUGCCAGGACAGGAACAAUGCCUACACCUGCCUCUGCCUCAAAGGGACCACAGGACCCAGUUGUGAAAUCAACCUGGACGAAUGUGCCAGCAACCCGUGUGAUUAUGGCAAAUGUGUUGACAAGAUUAAUGGCUACGAAUGCACCUGUGAGCCGGGAUACACAGGGCGGAUGUGCAGCAUCAACGUGGACGAGUGCGAGAGCAACCCUUGCCACAACGGUGGCACCUGCAGGGAUGGCAUCAACGGCUUCACCUGCCUCUGCCCGGAAGGCUUCCAGGACCCCUUGUGCCUGUCGGAAGUGAACGAGUGCAACAGCAACCCCUGCGUCCACGGGAAGUGCCACGAUGGGCUGAACGGCUACAAGUGUGAUUGCGACCCAGGCUGGAGUGGGACAAAUUGUGACAUCAACAACAACGAAUGUGAGUCCAACCCUUGUGUGAAUGGUGGAACCUGCAAGGACAUGACCAGCGGUUACCUUUGCACCUGCCAAGAUGGAUUCAGUGGACCCAACUGCCAGAUCAACGUCAACGAAUGCGCUUCCAACCCUUGCCUGAACCAGGGAACGUGCAUUGAUGACAUUGCUCGCUACCAGUGCAACUGCCUCCCACCCUAUACUGGUCCCACAUGCCGGGAUGUGCUGGCGCCCUGCGCGGACGGUCCCUGCAAGAAUGGCGGCAAGUGCCGAGAGUCGGAGGACUACGAGAGUUUCUCAUGCACCUGCCUUCCGGGGUGGCAAGGGCAAACUUGCGAGAUCGACAUCAACGAGUGUGUGAAGAGUCCGUGUCGGAAUGGCGCCACGUGCCAGAACACCAACGGGAGCUACCGCUGCGUGUGCAGGCCGGGUUUCACGGGGGACAGCUGUGAAACGGACGUUGACGAUUGUCAACCUAACCCCUGCCACAACGGGGGCUCCUGUUCCGACAGCAUCAACGCCUUCUCCUGCAACUGCCUGGCGGGUUUCCAGGGCCCUGUGUGUCAGGAGGACAUCGAUGAGUGCGCCAGCAACCCCUGCAAGAACGGAGCCAACUGCACGGACUGUGUUAACAGCUACACCUGCACCUGCCCGUCAGGCUUCAGCGGGAUCCACUGUGAGCACAACACUCCAGACUGCACGGAGAGCUCCUGCUUCAAUGGGGCGACCUGCGUGGACGGCAUCAACACCUUUACUUGUGUCUGCCCACCCGGCUUCACUGGCAUUUACUGUGAACACGACAUCAACGAGUGUGACUCCAGGCCCUGCUUGAAUGGUGGAACGUGCCAGGACAGCUAUGGGACUUACAAAUGCACCUGCCCACAGGGGUACACUGGGCUCAAUUGCCAGAACCUGGUGCGCUGGUGCGACUCCUCACCCUGUAAAAACGGAGGGACGUGCUGGCAAGUCAAUAACCUCUACCGCUGCGAGUGCCCGAGCGGCUGGACUGGUCUGUACUGCGACGUACCAAACGUCUCUUGCGAGGUGGCUGCCCGGCGGCAAGGCCUUGAUGUCACCCGCUUGUGCAGGAACUCCGGCCUCUGCAUGGACAAGGGCAACACCCACUUCUGCCAUUGCCAGCCUGGGUACACGGGCAGCUACUGCGAAGAGCAAGUGGAUGAGUGCUCCCCAAAUCCUUGCCAGAACGGGGCGACCUGCACGGACUAUCUGGGAGGCUACUCCUGCGAGUGCGUGGCGGGCUACCACGGGCAAAACUGCUCGGAGGAGAUAAAGGAGUGCCUUUCCCACCCCUGCCAAAAUGGAGGAACUUGCAUUGAUCUGCUCAACACCUACAAAUGCUCCUGCCCCCGAGGAACUCAGGGUGUGCACUGCGAGAUCAACAUUGACGACUGCAGCCCCUCCACGGACCCCAAGACCCUGGCCCCCAAGUGCUUCAACAACGGGAAGUGCAGCGACAAGGUGGGGGGCUACAGCUGCACCUGCCUGCCGGGCUUUGUCGGGGAGCGCUGCGAGGGGGACGUCAACGAGUGCCUCUCGAACCCAUGCGACCUGCGCGGGACCCAGAACUGCGUGCAGAGAAUCAAUGACUACAAGUGCGAAUGCCGCCCGGGUUACACUGGACGGCAUUGUGAAAUGGUGGUCAACGGCUGCCAAAGUAGACCCUGCCGGAACGGGGGAACCUGCGCGGUCGCCAGCAACACACGACACGGCUACAUCUGCAGGUGUCCUCCGGGCUUGGAUGGCGCCACUUGCGAGAACAACUUGCGCAGCUGUGGGGUGCUGUGGUGCCUGAACGGCGGGACCUGCGUCUCCACUGCCCAGCAGUCCAAGUGCGUGUGCGCGCCGGGCUUCACGGGCCCCGAGUGCCAGUUCCCAGCCCACAGCCCGUGCCACUCCGGCCCCUGCUACAACGAGGGCACUUGCCAGUUCACCAAGGAGCCGCCCCACUACCGGUGCCUCUGUCCCGUCAACUUCAACGGCCUCAACUGCCACAUCCUGGACUUUGAGUUCCGGGGAGGCCCCGGCCAGGACAUCACCCCUCCCCUCCUGGAGGAGACGUGCGAAAUUCCGGGCUGCCCCAGCCUGGCUGGCAACAAGAUCUGCGAUGCCAGGUGCAACAACCAUGCCUGCGGGUGGGACGGCGGGGACUGUUCACUCAACUUCAAUGACCCCUGGAAGAACUGCACCCAGGCUCUGCAGUGCUGGAACUACUUCAACGACGGCAAGUGCGACGUCCAGUGCAACAACAGCGGCUGCCUGUACGAUGGCUUUGACUGCCAGAAGGCCGAGCUGCAGUGCAACCCUCUCUACGAUCAGUACUGCAAGGAUCACUUUUCUGACGGCAACUGUGACCAGGGGUGCAACAGCGCAGAGUGUGAGUGGGACGGCCUUGACUGUGCCAACAACGUGCCCGAGAAGCUUGCGGAUGGGACCUUGGUGGUGGUGGUGCUGAUCAGCCCUGAGAUCCUGAGGAACAACUCUCUGAACUUCCUGCGGGAACUCAGCCGCGUUCUGCACACCAACGUGGUUUUCAAGAAGGACCCCAAGGGCGAAUACAUGAUCUUCCCUUAUUUUGGGAAUCCGGAAGAACUGAAAAAGCACCACAUCAAGAGGUCUGUGGACAGCUGGCCAGAGGUGUCUGAAGUGGUGUUCAGAAUGAAGGCAGCCCUCCACUCGAGGGUCAGUGGGAGGCCAAAGAGAGAGCUGGACCAGGUGGACAUCUGUGGGUCAAUUGUUCACCUGGAGAUUGACAACCGCCAGUGCAUCCAGUCCUCUUCGCAGUGCUUCCAGAGCGCCACCGACGUAGCCGCGUUCCUGGGCGCCUUGGCCUCAAGCGGAAACUUGGACAUUCCCUACAAGAUCGAAGCCGUGAAGAGCGAAACGGCCGAUUCCCCGAGGAGUGACCAGUUGUAUCCUAUGUACGUGGUGGUACCCUCUCUCUUCCUCCUCCUCUGCAUCGGCGUCGGCGUCUUGGCAACUCGCAGGCGGCGGAGGGAACAUGGGCAGCUCUGGUUCCCCGAAGGAUUCAAAGUGACCGAGUCCAGUAAGAAGAAACGCCGGGAGCCGCUGGGGGAGGAUUCCAUGGGGCUGAAACCCUUGAAAAAUGCUUCGAACGGUACUCUGAUGGAUGACAAUCAGAACGAGUGGGGAGAUGAAGAGAUGCUCGACACCAAGAAAUUUCGAGUAGAGGAGCAGGUCAUGCUGCCCGAUGAGCUAUCUGACCACAGGCAGUGGACGCAACAGCACCUGGAUGCGGCCGACCUGCGCAUUUCCUCCAUGGCCCCCACACCACCGCAGGGGGAGAUCGAUGCAGAUUGCAUGGACGUCAACGUACGAGGGCCGGAUGGAUUCACGCCCCUGAUGAUUGCCUCCUGCAGCGGAGGAGGGCUGGAGACUGGCAACAGUGAGGAGGAGGAAGACACCCCCGCUGUCAUUUCGGAUUUCAUCUAUCAAGGGGCCAACCUGCACAGUCAAACGGAUCGCACGGGAGAGACGGCUCUUCACCUGGCUGCACGUUACGCCCGCUCGGAUGCGGCCAAGCGGCUGCUGGAGGCCAGUGCCGAUGCCAACAUCCAGGACCACAUGGGCAAGACGCCACUCCACGCAGCCGUGUCAGCAGAUGCCCAGGGCGUCUUUCAGAUUCUGAUCCGGAACAGGGCCACCGACCUGGAUGCCCGCAUGCAUGACGGGACCACGCCCCUGAUUUUGGCUGCCCGCUUGGCGGUUGAAGGCAUGCUGGAAGAUCUCAUCAGCUGCCACGCUGACGUCAAUGCCGUUGAUGAUCUAGGGAAGUCCGCCCUGCACUGGGCUGCCGCUGUGAACAACGUCGAUGCCGCCCUGGUGCUGCUGAAGAACGGGGCUAACAAGGACAUGCAGAAUAACAAGGAAGAGACCCCCUUGUUCUUGGCAGCUAAAGAAGGGAGCUACGAAACGGCCAAAGUCCUUCUGGACAGCUUUGCCAACCGGGACAUCACGGAUCACAUGGACCGCCUGCCCCGCGACAUCGCCCAGGAGCGCAUGCACCACGACAUCGUGCGUCUCCUGGAUGAGUACAACCUGGUGCGGAGCCCACCCUUGCACAGCGGGCCCCUGGGGGCACCCACGCUCUCCCCGCCGCUGUGCUCGCCCAGCGGCUACAUGGGCAACCUGAAGCCGGGCCUCCAGAGCAAGAAGGCCCGGAAGCCGCGCACAAAGGGGCUGAGCUGCAACGGGAAGGAGUCCAAGGGGCUCAAAGCCCCCCGGAAGAAGUCCCAGGAGGGCAAAGGGUGCCUGCUGGACGGCUCCGGUGUCCUCUCACCGGUCGACUCCCUGGAAUCUCCCCAUGGGUACCUGUCGGACGUGGCCUCCCCGCCCUUGAUGACCUCCCCCUUCCAGCCCUCUCCUUCCAUGCCACUCAACCACCUGCCCGGCAUGCCCGACCCCCACCUCAGCAUCAGCCACCUCAACCUGGUGGGCAAGCCGGAUCUGGGCCUGGGGGCCGGCCAGAUGCAGCCGUUCGAGCCGGGGCCGCCCCGCCUGUCCCACCUCCCCGUCUCCAGCCCCAGCACCAUCCUGGGCGGGGCCCCGCUCAACUUCGCCGUCAGUGGGAGCCAGUGCGAGUGGCUGAGCCGCCUGCAGAACAGCCUGGUGCCCGGCCAGUACAACCCGCUGAGGAGCGGCCUCCCGCAGGGCACGCACUCCGCCAGCCAGGCCCUGCAACACGGGCUGCUGGCGCCCCUGCAUGGUGGCCUCCCCGGCACCGCUCUACCUCCCCUGAUGACCUACCAGCCCGUCCAGAACAGCCACCUGCCGGCCCCUCCCCAGCAGCACCUGCUGCAGCCCCAGCAGCAGCAGCAACCGCAGCCCCCGCCGCCAGCCCACAGCGGGGCCACGAACACUGCCCCCCAAGUGGGGGCGAGCUUCCUUGGGAGCGAGCUGAGCCCGGCGGACCUGCAGCAGCAAGUGGGGGGCGGGGCCCUGGCCAUCCACGCCAUCCUGCCGCAG
Messenger RNA from Python bivittatus (Burmese python), 7251 nucleotides. The record is from RefSeq and is a predicted model, not a curated record. Lineage: Eukaryota; Metazoa; Chordata; Lepidosauria; Squamata; Pythonidae.